Molecule: messenger RNA, 1804 nt
Organism: Lycium ferocissimum
Lineage: Eukaryota; Viridiplantae; Streptophyta; Magnoliopsida; Solanales; Solanaceae
Product: E3 ubiquitin-protein ligase RFI2
Exons: 6
Coding region: 270-1547 (425 amino acids)
Molecular function (GO): ubiquitin-protein transferase activity
Source: RefSeq, a predicted model, not a curated record
AAAUAGGGGGUGAGGAGAGAAAGGAAAAUAGAAGGAAAAAGAGAAAGAGGUGUUCACAGUUUUUGGACAGCCAAGCCUCAUCCAUCUUCCCAACAAACAAACAACUCUCACCGCAAUUCUCUUUCAUCUCUCACCCAGACCCCCAAACCCAGCCUUCGCAAUCGGAUUCUCUUCUAAAUUUCCCCUUCUUUUUAUUUAUUUUUCCUAUAUACUUUUUUUUUUUUUUGUGUAAAUUAAUUAAGGUAGGAGUAAAGCAAGUUGUUUAAAUUAUGGGGUUGAACGAUGUGGAUCUUCAAGAUGACGGUGAUGGAGGAGGAGAUGGUGGUGGUAAAGAAGAUAAGACAUCAUCGACGGUUGCGUGUUCGAUUUGUCUUGAAGCUGUUACCGAUAAUGGUGAUAGAUCUUUCGCUAAGCUUCAAUGUGGUCAUCAAUUUCACCUUGAUUGCAUUGGUUCCGCCUUUAACAUCAAGGGGCAAAUGCAGUGUCCCAACUGUCGGAAAAUUGAGAAGGGUCAAUGGCUUUAUGCAAGUGGUUGCCGUCCCCUACCUGAUUUCAACAUGGAUGAUUGGGCGCAUGAUGAAGACCUAUAUGAUCUGAGCUAUGCUGAAAUGUCAUUUGGAGUUCACUGGUGUCCGUUUAGUGGAUUAACUCGACUGCCAUCAUCGUUUGAUGAAGGGGAUCUUUCAUCUAGUGCAUAUCAUGAUCUUCUGGGUCAGCAUGCUAUAUUUGCUGAACACACAGCUGUAUCAUCUGCUGCUCAUCCAUGCCCAUAUGUUGCCUAUGUUGGCAUCCACCCAUCAUCUUCAAAUUCCAGUGGGAGUAUCAAUGAUAGUCCUAAUUUCAACAAUCACUGGAAUAGUCCAUCUGUUCCCAGCGAGAUGCCUGCGACUUAUGCUUUCCCAGGAAUGGAUGUGCAUUAUCAUAGUUGGGACCAUCAUUCUUCUUCUUUCCCUAUGGCUAACAGUCGUGUUGGUGCUGCUGAUCAGUCCUCGGUUCCCUCUGUUACUCAGAGAGUUGCCAGAACCAAUGCUGAUAUCCCAAGACCAGGAUCUUUUGUCCCUCCAUUCCUUGUUAGUCACGGUUCUGCUGCUAGAGCUGGAAGUUCAGUUGCCUCACCAAUGAUACCUCCUUAUCCUGGAAGUGUAGCUCGGGCUCGUGACCGUGUUCAGGCUCUUCAAGCUUAUUUUCAGCAACCAAGUAAUUCACCAGCUGUACGCACUCCUGUUAUGUCUGCUAGUCGAAGAUCCAGCAAUCAUAGAGGGUUGGCUCAAGUGGGCCCAGCUGCCUCAUCAUCUGAUCAGGCUGGUGGCUUCUACUUCUAUCCUUCAGGUACUUCAGGAAGAAGCUUUCAAGAAGCAGAAAAUCCAGUAUCCAACAGAUAUUGGGAACGGGAACACAUGCCUGCCUUCCCCUUGAGUCAGGUUGACAGAGAUCCUAUUUGGGGGCCAUUUCAUCACACAGGUGUUGGAUCUGAUACUGGUAGUCGAUCUGGAAGCUUCCGCCCGAGGCAUGGAUCUGAGAGGAUGCCAUCCCAGAAUCGGUCGUAAAUUUCUUGUGCUGUUUUGAUGAGAACUGUGAUUACUAUGAAUGAACCCAAUUUAUGUAUGUUUUGAGAAAACGAUCUAUAAUGGUUGGAGUCUUGUCAAUUUGGCAGGUUCAAACUGUUUCGUGGCCAUGAAGUGAUCCCUUCUGAUGGCCAUGAGUUGUGUGAUGGGACUGUGGCGUCCUCUUGUUUCUGUGCCGUGGGGUUAUAAAUAACAUCACAAUGUUAAUGGCAAAGUUCAAGCUAGUGGUUGCCUCUUUA